Notechis scutatus (mainland tiger snake) is the source of this 1467-nucleotide messenger RNA. NCBI's taxonomy places the organism in Eukaryota, Metazoa, Chordata, Lepidosauria, Squamata, Elapidae. The record is from RefSeq and is a predicted model, not a curated record.
GCCGCCGCCGGGCACAGCAGGCAGGUAAGCGCGGCGCCGCGGCCGCCCCGAUGGAGCGGGUGAGCGAGGCGGCCGCCGCCGCCGCCGCCGCCAGCAACAACCCGUGCGGCGCGACCCCGCCGAGCUGCUACACCUACCAGGUGAGCCGGCACAGCGCCGACCUGCUGCACAGCCUGAACCAACAGCGCAAGAACGGCGGGCGCUUCUGCGACGUGCUGCUGCGCGUGGGCGACGAGAGCUUCCCGGCGCAUCGGGCCGUGCUGGCCGCCUGCAGCGAGUACUUCGAGUCGGUCUUCAGCGCGCAGGGGCUGGGCGGCGAGGGCGGCGGGGCCCCUGCCUGGAGGCCACUGGCGUCUUGGAAGCCUGUGCAGUUCGUGUUCACUCGUGGCAUGAUGGCCUCCUGGUUCUUCAGGAGAUUGGCGGGUGGGCAGGGACCGUAUAAAUGUGGUGCCUCCACACCUCUGGAGAUACCUUGGCGAGAGAGUGGCGGUUGGACUGUGUGUCCAAGCUUGCAGAUGGAGUCAUGCUUGUGCUUGUUUUUCUUUUCAAGGCCUGACCACCUGAAUGGGCAUAUCAAGCAGGUGCACACAUCAGAGAGACCUCACAAAUGCCAGACCUGCAAUGCUUCCUUUGCCACCCGGGACCGGCUGCGCUCCCACCUGGCUUGCCACGAAGACAAAGUUCCGUGCCAAGUCUGCGGGAAGUACCUGCGGGCCGCGUACAUGGCGGAUCAUUUGAAGAAACACAGUGAAGGACCAAGCAACUUCUGCACCAUCUGCAACAGAGGUCUCCAGGCACCCGGAGCCCAUUCCGAAUGGGGGAGCGGCGUUCCACAGCGUCAGGACCUAUGGCAUCAAAGGCAAGCGACCCCUCCCCCGAUCUCGGCGUAGGACUCUGGUGGGGGCGGCGGCAAAUGGGCGGCCAGGGGCCCGUCCCGUGGCCGAGGACAGGACCGAGCGAAGGACUUAGGGAGCAAGGGAUGGCUGUGCCCAGGCCGUCCAGGGCACCCACCGGCUCUGGGAAGGGAGGCCCCCGCUGGGAUUCUGCUGUCUCGGGAGGGGGUAGUGGGGGGGGGACGGUUCCUGCCCUCCCUGUCAUGCUGAAGAGACACAGAUCAGCUCUUCCCUCUUCCACCCAGGGCAUCCCUGGCCCCUCUAGCAUUGUGCUCCAUUGUGUUCAGUGUUCGUUGCAUGGGAGAGCAAUUUUGAAGCAUGUGUUCCGGUGAGGUCCUCCUGACCCUCAAACGAGCGUUUUCCUCACCAUUUUCCCGGCAAGGGUGUCCACUCCCCACCACUCCCGCCCCUAUCCCAGACUGGCGGCCCAGGACCUCCUGGAGAAAGUGCAUUUUCUGCAUAGGUCCCCUGGAGCCUCCACGGCCUCCGGCUGACCUCUUGGUGUCCACAUCAGUGCUGCAGCCAAGGAAGCUCUGGCUGCCUCCUGGAUGGGGGGAGAGGGGCUCGAUUCUCC